Messenger RNA from Rhinolophus ferrumequinum (greater horseshoe bat), 3198 nucleotides. RefSeq names its product prolyl 4-hydroxylase subunit alpha 2 (gene P4HA2). Lineage: Eukaryota; Metazoa; Chordata; Mammalia; Chiroptera; Rhinolophidae. Gene Ontology annotation, biological process: peptidyl-proline hydroxylation to 4-hydroxy-L-proline. Gene Ontology annotation, molecular function: protein binding; procollagen-proline 4-dioxygenase activity; L-ascorbic acid binding. Gene Ontology annotation, cellular component: endoplasmic reticulum. The record is from RefSeq and is a predicted model, not a curated record. The transcript is spliced from 16 exons. Bases 281 to 1906 code for a protein of 541 amino acids.
CGGGGCAGGGGGUAGGGGACCAGGGGUCCCGCCGCUCGCAUGGCAGCCCGGGCCGCAGCCCCGCGCCCGCCGCCCUGUUUCUACACCCGUCUGGGUUUCUGUCCCGCCGCCUGCGUCCCCUCCCCGGGCCCAGGGUGGUAAGCAACUGCGGAGACCUGUUAUAACGACUUAACUAAUUCAACAAACGGACCCUUCUGUGAGUCAGAAACUCUAAGGGGUUGCUAGCCCAGUGGGGCAGACUGACUGGAAGACCAAGAAAAUCCAAGCUCAGAGCCGUGUGAUGCUGUGCUCUGUGACCAUGAAACUCCGGGUGUCUGCAUUGCUGGUGGCCUGGUUUGGUGUCCUGGGCUGUGUGCAGGCCGAGUUCUUUACCUCUAUCGGGCACAUGACGGACCUGAUUUAUGCAGAGAAGGACCUGGUGCAGUCGCUGAAGGAGUACAUUCUUGAGGAGGAAGCCAAGCUCUCCAAGAUUAAGAGCUGGGCCAACAAAAUGGAAGCCCUGACCAGCAAGUCGGCUGCUGACCCCGAGGGCUACCUGGCCCACCCUGUGAAUGCCUAUAAACUGGUGAAGCGGCUGAACACAGACUGGCCCGCCCUGGAGGACCUGGUCCUGCAGGACUCUGCCGCAGGUUUUAUUGCCAACCUCUCCGUACAGCGACAGUUCUUCCCCACUGACGAGGACGAAACAGGAGCUGCCAAGGCCCUGAUGAGGCUUCAGGACACAUACAAGCUGGACCCAGACACGAUUUCCAAAGGGGAACUUCCAGGAACCAAGUACCAGGCAGUGAUGAGUGCGGAUGACUGCUUUGGGAUGGGCCGCUCAGCUUACAAUGAGGGGGACUAUUACCACACGGUGCUGUGGAUGGAGCAGGUGCUGAAGCAGCUUGAUGCUGGGGAGGAGGCCACCGCAACCAAGGCCCAGGUGCUGGACUACCUGAGCUAUGCUGUCUUCCAGCUGGGCGACCUGCACCGUGCCCUGGAGCUCACCCGCCGCCUGCUGUCCCUUGACCCAAGCCAUGAACGAGCUGGAGGGAAUCUGCGGUACUUUGAACGGUUGUUGGAGGAAGAAAGGGAAAAAAUAGUGUCAAAUCAGACAGAAGCUGAGCCAGCAAGCCAGGAAGGCAUCUAUGAGAGGCCUGUGGACUACCUGCCCGAGAGAGAUGUCUACGAGAGCCUCUGUCGUGGGGAGGGUGUCAAACUGACGCCCCGGAGGCAGAAGAGGCUUUUCUGUAGGUACCACCAUGGCAACAGGACGCCACAGCUGCUCAUUGCCCCCUUCAAAGAGGAGGACGAGUGGGACAGUCCGCACAUCGUCAGGUACUACGACGUCAUGUCUGAUGAGGAAAUCGAGAAGAUCAAGGAGAUCGCGAAACCCAAACUUGCACGAGCCACUGUUCGUGAUCCCAAGACAGGUGUCCUCACUGUCGCCAGCUACAGGGUUUCCAAAAGCUCCUGGCUAGAGGAGACUGAAGACCCGGUUGUGGCUCGACUGAAUCUUCGGAUGCAGCACAUCACAGGACUCUCAGUAAAGACUGCAGAAUUGUUGCAGGUUGCUAAUUACGGAAUGGGAGGACAGUACGAGCCACAUUUUGACUUCUCUAGGAACGAUGAGCAAGAUGUUUUCAAGCAUUUAGGGACGGGGAAUCGUGUGGCCACAUUCUUAAACUACAUGAGUGAUGUAGAAGCUGGGGGUGCCACCGUCUUUCCUGAUCUGGGGGCUGCAAUUUGGCCUAAGAAGGGCACAGCAGUAUUCUGGUACAAUCUCCUCAGGAGUGGGGAAGGUGACUACCGAACGAGACACGCUGCCUGCCCCGUACUUGUGGGCUGCAAGUGGGUCUCCAAUAAGUGGUUCCAUGAACGAGGCCAGGAGUUCUUGAGGCCGUGUGGAUCAACAGAAGUCGACUGACAUCCUUUUCCGCCCUUCCUCUUCCUGGCCCCACAGCUCUUUGUCUUCAAGUUCAACGUGACAGACACCUUUGUAUGUUCCAGCCCCGUCAGGCAGGUCUUUGGAGUAGCAAAUGUUUGUCUGGAGCAGAGAAAGCAGACAGGGGAGGGUCCUGGGUGACCUUGGCCCCAGCCUCUCUGGUCAGCUUGUGCCAUCUCGGGUCAGAGCAGCUGCAGCAGAGUUGGGCUCCAGCACCUGGUAAGGUGCUUCUGUACCUCAGAUGUUUUAGGUGUGAGAUGUUUCAGUGAACCAAAGUUCUGAUAUCUUGUUUACAUGUUUGUUUUUAUGGCAUUUCUAUUAAUGUGGCUUUAACCAAAAAAUAAAAUGUCCCUGCCAGUAGUCUUAAAGAGCUUUAUUUGGAGUAUUUUUUACGAUGGGGGAGCUUUUCUGAAAUUCACCAUUUCCUGUGCAUCUCUGUGGAGGCAGAGCCUGGGUAAUGAAUACUUCAGUGGCUAAACCCUGACCUUGGGUACUAGAUGUGGUUUCAACACUUACAUCUCCUCUGAUUUAGUGUCCUUUCUGGAAAGUGAGGGAAAUAGUUUCUCCUUGCCACCCAGAGAACAUAGAGAUCGUGUAUAUUCAUGAUUGUGAUACUGUUAUAAUCUGAAAUUUGUUUUUAAAUGUUGAGACAUACACGCAGAAUUGUUUGUGAUACACAGAUCUACAGUUUAAAGAAUAUGAAGAUGAGCACGUAUACCAUGUCACCAUCACCCAAAUCAUUUUCAGAUGCACACCUAGGCGCCCCUUGGGAGCCUCUCCUGGAUCACAUCUCCUGCCCUGCCUCAUCCCUGCCCCCAGUACUUUGGUGGUAACCAUUGUCUAAUGUUUUGUGGCAGUCAAUCCUUUGCUUUUCUUUGUAGUUUUACUAUCUGUGUCUGUAUCCCUAAUUAAGUAGUCAUUUUAUUUUCUUUGAUUUUUGAACUUUUUGUAAAUGGAAUCAGAGUAUAUUUUUGGGGGUGUGUGGCUUCUUUUGUUCAGCAGUUAUUUUUAAGAUUCAUUCAUAUUGUUCUAUAUAGUUUGUUUUAAUUUAUAUAGUCAUUGUUUUGUUAAUGUAUAUUGUAGGAUGAUACCUAAUAUAGCCAAUAUACUAUUGAUAGAUAUUUGAGUUGGUUUCAGUCUUUGUAUAGUAUCAAUAAUGCCAUUUGCAUUUUUAUACAUAAUUCUGGCUACACACAAACACACAUUUCUGUAGAAUACAUAUCUAGAAGUGGAAAUGCAGAGUCUUACUAGGCGAGUCUUCAACUUUACUGUAU